Molecule: messenger RNA, 2417 nt
Organism: Toxorhynchites rutilus septentrionalis
Lineage: Eukaryota; Metazoa; Arthropoda; Insecta; Diptera; Culicidae
Product: zinc finger protein 197-like
Exons: 2
Coding region: 38-1996 (652 amino acids)
Biological process (GO): regulation of transcription by RNA polymerase II
Cellular component (GO): nucleus
Molecular function (GO): RNA polymerase II transcription regulatory region sequence-specific DNA binding; DNA-binding transcription factor activity, RNA polymerase II-specific
Source: RefSeq, a predicted model, not a curated record
UUUACCGUUGGGGAAAACGCGCAGACAACGUCCAAUAAUGGAUGUGACAACUGCAACCCUACUUCCGGUUGAGGUAAACACCGCCAGCGCUUCCAACGAAUGCCGGAUGCUGAUGAACGUUGCCCGGUAUUACAACAUUAUUUCGAAAAUCGUGGACAUCUUGGACCAGUGUAUUUCACAAGAAACCGUCGCUAGUCUACAAGUUUUUCACAGACCGGAAGCUCAAUCCGUAUCAAUUUAUUAUGGGACGAUCAUAGAAGAUUGCCCAGCUGAAGUGAACAAUCGAACUGAGGCUUUGGUAAAACCGGAAGUGCUCGAUCCACAGGUGCCGAGCGCCGACGAUGAAGUAGAUCUGCCCGCCAUAAUUGAGGAUAUCAGUGAAGAGGUUUACGGCUUCGAGGAACAAUCUACCUAUGGCGCUGAAGAGGUUGAAACAGAGGGCAUGCAUGUCGAAGAGCUCGAUUUAGUAGAGGAAGAACAUACCGUUGAUUUGGAAGAAGAAGAAGAAGAGCUCCAACUGGAUCCGGAACAGGAUAAUGAUAAUGACUCUAACGUAUCGGAGUAUUUUAUAGAAUACCUACAGGACGAGGAACAAGUUGCUGAAUCAUCAUCGAAUGCUUCGUUCGAUAGAAUUGAGUUCCAGGGGGAGAGAGAUGAUCCGGAAUUGGGUAGAAUCGAAUCGGUGAAUGAGGACAAAAGUUUAUUGAGGUAUAAGUGUCAGUUCAAGCAAUGCAACAUGAAAUUUUUCACCGCGGGACAAUACAAUGAUCAUCUUCAACAGGAACACGCUGAUGAAGUUGAAGCUCCCAUGGAAUUACAAUGCAAGCACAUCGAUUGCAAGACAAUGUUUGAUGACACUCACAAGCUUCUCAUUCAUUACAAAACCCAUAAACUGCAACAAAUGAAGGCUAAAGUAAGUUUGGUUUGUCAUAUUUGCCAUGUAAAGUUUGAAUGCAAGCAGGAAUUGAAGCAACACUUAAAAGAACAUCCUUGUAAAAGCAAUAGCGGUAAGAUGAAACUUAUUAUCAAAAGACAAUGCGAGUUCUGCGAGGAAAUUCUUGACCCAAAAAUAUAUGUCUACAACCUACAUUGUCUAAAGGAGCAUGGUCGUGCUCUUUAUAACUGUUUCGUGUGCGGAAAGACAUUCUACUUGUUCGCGCAUUUAAGUGAACACAUCAAAACAGCCCACAGUGCGGAAGCGGCUCAAUCGUUUAUCGAGGGAUCACUGUGGAGAACAUUCUCGAACGAUGACGUAUCGAUCAACGAGUGUCGCAUGUGCUUCCGGUUGUUUGCCUCUCAGAAGGCAGGAAUCCAACAUCAGGAACAUCACCUCAAGGAACUUUCCCUCACGUGUACGAACUGCGGUGGCAAACAUUAUGAAAGUCAGUGCAGCGAUCUGCGACCCAAAUUGGGUACCGUUUAUGAGAAGGUUCUGUGCGAUCUGUGCCAGCGGUGGAUGUCGAAGAAAAACAUAAAGGAACACUUGGCGACUCAUGCCAACGAACGUAACUAUCCGUGCACGGUUUGCAAGAAGACUUUCAAGGUGCAAAGAACCGCUAACCGUCACAUCCAAAAUCAUAUAAACGCACAGAACAAACGACGCAAAUGCUACGACUGCGACGAAGUUUUCGAUAGUGAGGACUCGAUUCUGGAGCACUACUGGCAGGCUCAUCCGGACAAGCGGCCGUACAAUUGUCCGAUUUGUGCGGAAGGAUUCUAUCUCAAAGUACAUCUGGCGGAUCAUUCGCACAUGCAUUCGGAUGAGGAUCGUCGCAAGAUUUCGGUCAAAAAUCCCGUUGAACAUUACCAGAUCGGUAACGCGAGGGUUUACGAGUGUACGCUCUGUCGGCGCUGCUUCUCUGCCAAACGGACAACGGUGGCGCACUUUCUCGUUCACACCGAUCGACCGUUUCUGUGUGAACACUGUAGUAUGUCGUUCAGGACCAAAGCAAGCCUGGAGGAUCACCUUUUGGAUGCACAUAAAGUUAAGGAUUAGCAGUAAAUACACGUGUUGUAGUAGUAAUUUAAAGUUUAUAAAAUAUAUUAAAAAAAUUUCGAUCGUCUAACUGUGCAACGUUAAGAAUGUCCUUUCAAUUUGUGAAUUACUUUCAUCUGUUGUUUUUGAAGCUGCACGUGACAAGCAGUCUACUAACAGCUUACUUUUUCUACAGACUACAACAUGUAGCUCUAUAUGAUCCCAUUUCUGCUCACUUUGGUUCAACAUACGAGGAGCGAACGCAACGGGAUCAUUUUCUUGCAAUAGAACACAUUCUAGACAAUCUUUUGGACUGUCAGUUUGCACUUUACAGGGUUUUGUGGGAUAGAAAAUUGCAAGGAACGCCCAUACCAAUACCUUAGGCUUAGGCUAUCUCAACAACAUUCGAAGAACAGGCAAUUUUGAACAAGAAUAAUCGUAC